This is a messenger RNA of Salvia miltiorrhiza (redroot sage), 2813 nucleotides long. Its product is annotated as subtilisin-like protease SBT1.4. Gene Ontology annotation, biological process: proteolysis. Bases 276 to 2645 code for a protein of 789 amino acids. Lineage: Eukaryota; Viridiplantae; Streptophyta; Magnoliopsida; Lamiales; Lamiaceae. The transcript has a single exon. Gene Ontology annotation, molecular function: serine-type endopeptidase activity. The record is from RefSeq and is a predicted model, not a curated record.
AUUAAAUAAAAAAUAAUUUAAAAAUAUAAAAAAAUGAAGAGUGAUACAUUGGGACAGGAGGGGAGACCUACUCAAUUAUAUGAGUACAUAUAAAUUAUUUCGAAUAGUAUCUCGAAAGAAGUAAAGAAUUCAAAUAUCUCCAAAAUUAUCUAUCCGCAAAUGAAAACCCCAAACGUGGCCCUAUGCGAACCCACCAAUUACUCAUCACUCCCAUUUUAUAGGCCCCUCUUUGUUUCGUCGCGGAAUAUUCAUUUCCACUCUCACUCUUCCACAAAAUGAAGCCUCCGCCAAACACGCCCUUACUCUCUCUCUACUUCAUCACUCUGUCUCUCCUCAUCCUCCUCUUCCCCUCCUCCUCCGCCGUCUCCUCCGACGGCCAGGAGACCUUCAUCGUCCACGUCUCCCACUCUCACAAGCCCCUCACCUUCUCCUCCCAUCGCCACUGGUACUCUAGCAUCCUCCGCUCCCUUCCGCCGCACCGCCGCCCCGCCAGGAUCCUCUACACCUACGACCGCGCCGUGCGCGGAUUCUCCGCGCGUCUCUCCGCCGAGCAGGCCGCCUCCUUACGCGGCGUCCCCGGCAUCGUCUCCGUCGUCCCCGACGCAGUUCGUCAUGUUCACACUACUCGAACCCCCAAUUUUCUAGGUCUCGCCGAUUCGUUCGGUUUGUGGCCGAAUUCUGACUACGCAGACGAUGUCAUCGUGGGAGUUUUGGACACCGGUAUCUGGCCGGAGAGGGAGAGCUUCUCUGAUGAAGGCCUCGGCCCCGUUCCGGCGCGUUGGAAGGGGAAAUGCGCAGAUUAUCCCGACUUCCCGGCUACGUUGUGCAAUAGGAAGAUUAUUGGCGCGAGAGCGUAUUAUUUAGGGCACGAAACUUCUCGAGGCGAAACGACGGAGGAAUCGAAUGAAUCGAAGUCUCCGAGGGAUACGGAAGGCCACGGCACGCACACAGCAUCGACUGCCGCCGGAGCGGCAGUGAAGAACGCGAGCCUGCUCGGAUAUGCGAAGGGUGAAGCUAGAGGCAUGGCUGUGAAGGCGAGGAUUGCGGUCUACAAAAUCUGCUGGACUUUUGGAUGCUACGAUUCGGACAUUUUAGCUGCGUUUGAGCAAGCAAUCGAGGACGGAGUGAACGUGAUCUCGCUUUCCGUCGGCGCCACCGGCUACGCGCCGCAAUACGACCACGAUUCCAUCGCGAUCGGAGCUUACGCGGCGACGGAGCAAGGAAUCGUCGUGUCCUGCUCCGCCGGAAACUCAGGACCUGGCGCAUACACCUCAGUCAACAUCGCGCCAUGGAUUUUGACCGUCGGAGCUUCGACGCUCGAUCGUGAGUUCCCCGCCGAUGUCGUUCUCGGCGAUGGCAGAGUGUACGGAGGUGUCUCGCUCUACUCCGGCGAUCCGCUCGGCGACGCCAUGCUUCCGUUGGUUUACAGCAAGGAUUGCGGAAGCCAGUACUGCUACACCGGCAAGCUCGAUUCGUCGAAAGUCGCCGGAAAAAUCGUGAUCUGCGAUCGCGGCGGCAAUGCAAGGGUGGAGAAAGGAGAAGCCGUCCACGCCGCUGGCGGAGCCGGAAUGAUCAUGGCGAAUCUAGACGAUUCAGGCGAGGAGCUCCUCGCCGACGCUCACUUUAUCCCGGCCACAAUGGUCGGAGCUUCCGCCGGGGACAAAAUCCGAGCCUACGUGAGCUCAGAUCCAAAUCCAACGGCGACGAUUAUAUUCAAGGGAACGGUUAUCAGCACCUCACCGUCGGCUCCACGCGUGGCUGCAUUUUCCAGCCGCGGCCCGAGCUACCGCACCGCCGAGAUUCUGAAGCCGGACGUCAUCGCCCCCGGCGUCAACAUCCUCGCCGGCUGGACGGACUACAUCGGCCCGACUGAUAUCGAAAUCGACACGAGGAGAGUCGAAUUCAACAUCAUCUCGGGCACAUCGAUGUCGUGCCCCCACGUCAGCGGCCUGGCGGCGCUGCUGCGGAAGGCGUAUCCGGCGUGGACGCCGGCGGCGAUCAAGUCGGCGUUGAUGACCACAGCUUACAACAUUGAUAACACCGGGAAAAAUAUAUCCGACCUCGCCACCGGUGAUGAGUCCAACGCCUAUAUCCACGGGUCGGGUCACGUCGACCCGAACCGGUCGCUGGAUCCGGGUCUGGUUUACGAUUUGGAAAUGGCGGAUUAUUUAGGGUUUCUAUGCACAAUUGGAUACGAUUCGAGGAGAAUUUCCGUGUUUUCGAAAGAUGCUUCUUCAUUAGAUUGUGAUAAAUCGGGAUUCAAUAAUCCCGGGAAUUUGAACUACCCUUCGUUCUCGGUAGUUUUCAGCGGUGGCGGUGGCACGGUGACGUACAAGAGAACGGUUAAAAACGUGGGGAAGGCGGCGGACGCGGUGUACGAGGUGGGGGUGGCGGCGCCGCCUGGGGUGGAGGUGAGUGUGUCGCCGAGUAAGCUGGUGUUCAGUGAGAAGGAAGGCGCGUUGUCGUAUGAAGUAACGUUCAAGAGUGCCGGCGCUGCGGACGCCGACGGAUUCGCGGUCGUGGAUGGCGCCAAAUCAUCGUUCGGGUGGCUGGAGUGGAGCGACGGUGGCGGCCACAGCGUGAGGAGCCAGAUCGCGGUGCUUUGGAAGCAGAGUGGUGGAACGGCGGCGGUGGCGGCGAUGUGAAGUUGGUGGCGCCGGAGAGGGGCUUUCUUGAUUGAAAGGGCGGCGUUGGAAGUGAAGGUUUUGGCCUUUGCUCAUCGGUAGGAAGAAGUUUGUGCUGUAUUGUAGUUGAUCUUGUGUGUAAAGUCAUAUAAUAACACUAUUGGCGAUUUGAAGCUUUUCCUUAAUUUA